Messenger RNA from Arachis stenosperma, 2015 nucleotides. Its product is annotated as cysteine--tRNA ligase 2, cytoplasmic. Bases 154 to 1743 code for a protein of 529 amino acids. Gene Ontology annotation, cellular component: cytoplasm. Gene Ontology annotation, biological process: cysteinyl-tRNA aminoacylation. Gene Ontology annotation, molecular function: ATP binding; cysteine-tRNA ligase activity. The transcript is spliced from 9 exons. Lineage: Eukaryota; Viridiplantae; Streptophyta; Magnoliopsida; Fabales; Fabaceae. The record is from RefSeq and is a predicted model, not a curated record.
UCGAACAAAGUUAAGACUCCGAAGUCAGAACACAAAAGAAGUAGGGCGAACCGGGGUUGUAUCGUUAGUUGUAACGCCCGCAUCCGAAAAUAUUUGGCGUUCAUCUGAAGCAGCUGCAGCCACCGGCGACAGAUACAGUGUGCGGUGGCAACAAUGGCGGAGGAGCAACUUGAGUUCAGGAUUUACAAUUCAAUGACUCAGCAGAAGGAGAUCUUCAAGCCCAAAAAUCCCGGCAAAGUUUCCAUGUACGUCUGCGGUGUCACCGCCUACGACUUCAGCCAUCUCGGCCACGCUCGCGCCGCAGUUUCUUUCGAUAUACUCUACAGGUACCUUGUGCAUUUGGGCUAUGAGGUAACAUAUGUGCGGAAUUUCACCGAUGUUGAUGACAAGAUAAUUAAGCGAGCAAAUGAGAUUGGUGACAAUCCGUUGGACUUAAGCAACCGUUUUUGCCAUGAAUAUAAUGUUGAUAUGAGUGAUCUUCAGUGUGAGAAACCUUCUCAAGAGCCUCGUGUUUCUGAUCACAUGGACGAGAUAAAGAACAUGAUAAGUCAGAUUAUCAAUAAUGGCUAUGGCUAUGAAGUUGAUGGUGAUGUUUUCUAUGCUGUUGAGAAAUUCCCAAGUUAUGGCAUGCUGUCUGGACAAAAGCUAGAACAUAACAGAGCAGGGGAACGAGUUGCUGUUGAUUCAAGAAAGCGUCACCCUGCUGAUUUUGCAUUGUGGAAGGCUGCGAAGCCUGGUGAACCUAGCUGGGACAGCCCUUGGGGUCCUGGGAGACCAGGGUGGCACAUUGAAUGCAGUGCAAUGAGCGCAUGCUAUUUAACUCAGAAAUUUGAUAUUCAUGGUGGUGGAAUUGAUUUGAUCUUUCCUCAUCAUGAAAAUGAGAUUGCGCAGAGCUGGGCUGUAGAUCAUGAGAGCAGUAUCAGUUAUUGGAUGCAUAAUGGGCAUGUCACGAAUAACAAUGAGAAGAUGUCAAAGUCCUUAGGCAACUUUUUCACAAUUCGUCAGAUUACUGAGCGUUAUCAUCCGCUUGCUUUGAGACAUUUUUUGAUCAGUGCCCAUUAUAGAUCUCCGCUAAAUUACUCAGUUGCACAGCUGGAGAGUGCAUCUGAUGCUAUUUAUUAUAUAUUUCAGACUCUUCAAGAUUGCAAAGAUGCUGUAUCCUCAUUUCAACAAGGUGAAACUGAGAAGAAUCAAAGUGCACUACAAGUUAAUGAGGCUGCUAAGGAAUGCAUCAAGAAAAUGCAGGUUGAAUUUCAAACAAAAAUGUCAGAUGACUUGCAAACACCGGUAUUACUAACCGGCGCCAUCCAAGAGGCCUUGAAGUUUGUCAACAGUUCUUUGAAGAUGCUGAAGAAAAAGCUUCAAAAGAAGGUACAACUGCAAUUGGUUCAUUCCCUAGCUGAAGUUGAGAAAGAAGCCGCAAAAAUUUUGAACGUUCUCGGAUUACUGUCCUCUAAAUCCUAUGGCGAGGUUCUGCAAGAGUUGAAGGAUAAGGCAUUGAAGAGAGCAGGUAUGGCAGAAGAUGAAGUGUUACAUCUGAUAGAAGAAAGAAAACAAGCAAGGAUUAACAAGGAUUUUCCAAAGAGUGAUAGGAUUAGGACUGAUUUGACUGCAAAGGGCAUUGCACUUAUGGAUGUUGGAAAUGAAACUAUUUGGAGGCCAUGCAUCCCAACUGAGCCUCUUGUAGCAGAAGAACAAAAGUCAACAGAAGGGAAUAAUGGGCCACCUACAUCAUCAACGUGAGGGUCAGAAUCAAUGACCCUGCAUUACUAUGAUUAUUUGUUACAGAAUUAUUAAAUGUCAUAAUUUAUGAUUACCUUAAUAGCAGGCUUCAAGUUUGUAUAACAAUUUCUAGGAGGGUAAGCACUUUUACAGUUUUGUCUUAACAGGUCAUGCAAUUUCUCAGUGUACACUAAGAGUCUAGAUUAAUAGAUUAUCUUUUGUAUGGUUUGAUUUUGCUAAAUCGACAAUGGUUUUUGUUAACUUAAUUAAUGACUUUGGUCCCUUAAUCUCAA